Paramecium primaurelia is the source of this 204-nucleotide messenger RNA. The record is from the annotation of a GenBank genome assembly. NCBI's taxonomy places the organism in Eukaryota, Ciliophora, Oligohymenophorea, Peniculida, Parameciidae.
AUGGAUGAGUAUAAUAAAUGUAAACCAAUAUGUGGAGACGAAAUUAUUGAGUAAGGAUUAGAAAAUUGUGAAGAUUUUAAUGAUAUUUAAUAUGAUGGUUGCUAUUAAUUUAUGUUUUAAUGUGAAAUUAAUUGUUCUAAGGGUAACUGCUAAGAAUGUGUAGACGGAAAUGAAUAUUAGUAGAAGGAUGUUAAAAAAUAUUGA